AUGAGGCGCUGGAGCUUCCACACCGUGGCGCUGGCCAGCGGCGGAGCGGACGAGGAGCUGGCGGCCAAGAAGGAGCUGCUGGCGAGGCUGCGGGCGGACACGGCGCUCUCGAGCUGGCAGAGGAGCUGCUCGUUCCGCGUCGUGGGUCGGGCGCAGCUGGAGGAGCUGGUGCGCGCGACGCACGCGGAGGAGACGGAGGCCAGACGGCGUGAGGAGAGGAAGGCGCUGCAGGAAGCUGCAGGAGCGGGGGAAGGAGACACCGCGGGGGACGCAGAGGAGGACAAGGAGGACGAUGAUGCGAAGGCGGUUGUUGUGUCGCCGGCGCUGUUGGCGCUGGCCUUCCAGCGGCUCGUGGCUCGCGACAAGCGAGAGUUUCUAGCCUACCCACAGUCAGAUCCUAGUGAAGCGGAAGGAGCAAGUGCACAGGCGCAGUAUUCGGCUACUGAAAAGGAGGCACAAGGGUCUGAGGAAGGCGAGCAGGAUCCUGCUCAACCGCCUGCGCGUGUGUACCUGUUGGUUGACUACCCUACGUCUUUGGCUGAGGUCACUGCUCUGCUGAGGCUGGGGGAAGUAGGAAGUGCAUCGCAAGUGGACGAUGGGCCUGAAAACCUGCCACUCCUGCCGCUUAUUGACGGAGUCGUGCUCCUGGCAGAUCCAUCGGCAGCACGCGGCCGAAACAGAAGCAGCUCCACUAAUGUGCCACGGAACCGAGGUGGAUCCGUAGUUAAAGCUGAAGGAGGCACCUCUAGAAUGUCAGUGAUGGAGACAACCGCAUUUCAGACCUCCAACGCCGUCGUGAAGGUGUUCUACGAGGCUGCUCAAGUGGGAGGGAUCGAGUGGAGUGACUUUACGUUUACGAAUAUCGGCUGUGGGGCUACAACGGCAGGAACUAAGUCAACUGAGGAGCUUGAAAAAGAAAUUAUCAGCACCGUGGAGGAGAUAGCAGCUCAGAAGUUUGCGUUUAAAAACUGGAUGGCGUAUUUCCUGGCAGUGUUGCGCCGCAACCAAGAUGCUUCAUCAAACCUUGAGGAGUUCGUCGAGUACGGUGACAUAGUUGGUUGUCGGAUCGCGAGUGCCCAGCUAUUUCGUGAAGCGCUACAAGCAGAUGGAGACCCAUGCUUCGUUGCCAGAGGACAUCGCAUUGACGAUAUUGAAAGAGCGAUGUGGCGACGAAGUGACUUUCCCGGUGUGGGCAAUGAAGGGCGGAAGAUUAUGCCUAGGACGCCACAGCUGUCCGAGCCAGAGCGCAGCGUACGCAACACGGAGCUUGCAACGUUCUACGAAUCACCUCGCUUCAGCUCCUGGAUGACGAAUGCAUUGGUCGAGCGACGCCCCAAUGGCGUCAUAAUCGUAACUUUAACGAGCGGUGCUCGUGUGACGUAUCAUGCGGAUGGCACGGGAAUGUACUUGAAUGCUGGCAACACGCACGUACUCGUUAAAAAGCGAGGCUUUGCCGAUGUUUGUAUCGAUGUGGAUGUCAAUAUUACGGCUCAACACCACAGCGCAGGGGAGCGUGUGGCAGUCACGAAAGGCGGACUACGCGUACGCAGCGUCGUAGACGUUUACGACGGAACACGCGUCGAGAUCAGCUAUAACACAAAGGUUACAGCGCAAGUGAAUGGCCGAGUCACGACUCGAAAGCCCAGUGGGCAAAUUGUCGUAGCUAAAGACAGUGGAAGAGUGGAGUACAUAUCACCGGGAUCCAUGAAAAAUCCAGCCGGCCCAGACUCUAAAGACGACGACGAUAGAGAUGUGACGAGCCACAAUGGUGUCUACUACUUCGACUGUCGCCAAGGGCAUUUCCAGCUUUGUGACAACGAGCAAAACCAGUUUCGCGUAGAAUUUAAUGGAACAGACAAGGAAGAAGGACCUAGUGUAGCUGUUGACCUCGCAGGCGUGGUGAGUGACGCUGAGGUCGCUCGAUACGAAGUAGAUGCUAUUCCGGCGAAAGCUGUCAUCAACGAGCCAAUCCCGCCCCACGUGUUCGUUCUCAAUGGUGAUGGAUCAGGAGUUGAGAUUCCAAGACCACAAGACAUUGCGGGGUACAUUGAGGGCGUUGCAACAGAAAACCAAGUUGGCAAAACAGGUGGCGCCCAGCUAUCAACGACUCGGAGCCAUGUCUUCCUACGGCACCUGCGCGACUCGAGACCCCCAACGCCCAUUUUCAAUGAUGCGAAAGUACAUGCAGAAAUGCUGGGGCUUCAACAACCCGUGGCAACUGCAGCCAAGUAUCUUCCGCGCUUCUUCGCCGAGGCAAAGAUCACCACUCCGUCGCAGCAAUUUACAACCGUGAGGCGUAUCCAACAGAUUGAACCGCUGUCUGCAGAUGAGCUGCUCGAGAUGCAUGCGGGCUGGACCAAGUGGGAACAAUGGCAAGAGGAGCGUGAAGCGAACAAGGAAUGUUACAAGGUUGUCGACCCACGGCAGCCCGAGGUGAUCGCACAAGAGGUAGCGAUGCAAAAGAAGGUUUUAGCCGCUUACAAGGCGACCCGAGCGCGGAAAAAGUUGGCUCGACAGAAGGCUCGUGAGAUGAAAGCUAAGAAUGGUCAGGAACUGAGCCCUGGUUUGCGGAUGGAAACAGUUCAAGAGGGAGAAGAGACAUUGGGCGAUGAGGGUGAAGGCGAAUCGGACGAUGAAUUCGGCCAGUUUGGCUCAGACAUGAGCGACGACGACGUCGGCGAGACUGCCGAGGUGGACGACCCGAUGGAGCUGCUAUGGUCGGCGUUUUCGCAGGCCGAUACGGAAGGCAGGGGCUUGCUGUCCAUCGCGCAGACGCGACUAGGUGUGGUCAACGUUCUAGGCAUUGGUGUGACUGCCAACGAGCUCACAGAGGCGCUCGUGCGGUUCAAGAUUCCCUAUCCUUUCAAUGUGAGCUUUGACGUCUUCGCUGACCUCGUCGCGUUCUUCCGAAGCGGCGACGAGAGCAACCAAGAUUCCGAGGAGCCUAGCUCAGACCAGGGCAGCCACAUCCCAUCGCUUAAAGGCAUGGCGCCAGCGCAGCGCGAGGGCCAUGGCACGCCGCGCGGGUCUGCUGCUGAGGCCAUCCGCGCGAGACACCUCGACGGUGGCAGCAUGAGCUGCUAG
Phytophthora sojae is the source of this 3084-nucleotide messenger RNA. RefSeq lists its product as hypothetical. The record is from RefSeq and is a predicted model, not a curated record. Lineage: Eukaryota; Oomycota; Peronosporomycetes; Peronosporales; Peronosporaceae. Bases 1 to 3084 code for a protein of 1027 amino acids. The transcript is spliced from 6 exons.